Prorocentrum cordatum is the source of this 543-nucleotide messenger RNA. NCBI's taxonomy places the organism in Eukaryota, Dinophyceae, Prorocentrales, Prorocentraceae. The record is from the annotation of a GenBank genome assembly.
AUGGCGCGGGCGGAGUUGCCCCCGGGUGGCGAUUCCUGUGCUGGAGCACCGGCGCGGCGAUCCAGAGCUGCGCGGACAGCGGCACGGCGGCGCGCGCUGGAGUCCGUCGACGCGGGCUUCUCGGCGGCCAAGGCCGAGCUGCAGAUGAAGGAGGUCGAGCUGCGAGAGGUGGCAGCUGCGCUUGAGCUCAUCGUUGGGGAUUCUGUGACGGCUGACCGUGUUCGGGCCUUGCUGCCAGCGCUCAGCGCGCUGGUCCGCGGCGAGACGCCCGACUGGCUGGCUGUUCUUCGGCGGAACGUCGCGCUCCACGCGGAAGCGCCCGCGGUCGCCUCCAUUGCAUCGGCGGGCCCCGCUGCGCUUCGCAAGGCGCAGAGAGCCCUCGGCUGGGCCACGGGUGGGGCCGCCGCUACGCCCCGCAGCCUGGGGCACGGACGCCGCUGCGUUCGACCGCCCAGCCUUUCUGCCCCGCUGCUGUGGCCGACCCCGUCGGCCUGCUGCUGGGCACGCUGGGGGUGCAGGAUGAGGAGCCCGUCGAGGAGGUAG